AUGCCUAAGAAUAAGGGAAAGGGUGGUAAGAAUCGUCGUCGUGGAAAGAACGAGAACGACAACGAAAAGCGCGAACUCAUCUUCAAGGAAGAUGGUCAGGAAUACGCCCAGGUCGUUAAGAUGCUAGGAAACGGCCGUCUCGAGGCCCAGUGCUUCGACGGCGAAAAGCGUCUCGCACACAUUCGAGGAAAGCUCCGCAAGAAGGUGUGGAUCAACCAAGGCGAUAUCAUCCUACUUUCCCUCCGCGACUACCAAGAUGAGAAGGGCGAUGUCAUUAUGAAAUACAGCGCCGACGAGGCUCGCAGUCUCAAGGCUUAUGGCGAGUUGCCUGAAAACGCCAAGAUCAACGAAACCGAUACAUACGGUCACGAAGGUUUCGAAGACAACGUCGAGUUCGACGAGGACCGUGACAGUGAAGACGAAAAGGAGAUCGAUGUCGACGAGAUCUAA
Talaromyces marneffei is the source of this 450-nucleotide messenger RNA. RefSeq lists its product as uncharacterized. Lineage: Eukaryota; Fungi; Ascomycota; Eurotiomycetes; Eurotiales; Trichocomaceae. Gene Ontology annotation, biological process: translational initiation. Gene Ontology annotation, molecular function: translation initiation factor activity; RNA binding. The record is from RefSeq and is a predicted model, not a curated record. Gene Ontology annotation, cellular component: cytoplasm. The coding region runs from base 1 to 450 and encodes 149 amino acids. The transcript has 2 exons.